This is a messenger RNA of Spirodela intermedia, 1755 nucleotides long. The record is from the annotation of a GenBank genome assembly. NCBI's taxonomy places the organism in Eukaryota, Viridiplantae, Streptophyta, Magnoliopsida, Alismatales, Araceae.
AUGGGCGGGGCCGAGGCCUCCAUAUGUUCAGAGAAGAGUGCAUGGUCAGGAGAUCAGCCCAAGAGCUUGGAGAUUGUUGCAGAUGCCCGCAGUGUUCUUGGAAUGGAGAAGGUGAGCUUGGAUAGCAGGUCUUCCUCAGAAGUCCCCGUGAGGAACUCCAGAUCAUGGAACACCAUCAUCGCCAGCUGCUCCAAAACCCUAGACUUUUCUGAUGUAUGGCGUCUUUACGCUCUCAUGAGGCAGGCUGGUGGGAGGCCGGACAGCUAUAACUUGGUCUUUGCGAUCCAAGCAUGUGCCGAAAUGUCGAGCAUCCAGAGAGCGAAAUCUGUUCACUGCGACGCCCUUCGAUGGGGUCUGGAUGCCCAAGAACACGUCGCGCCCGCCCUCGUCAAGAUGUAUGCCGGAUUAGGGUUCCUCGAGGACGCCCGAGACUUCUGCUGCGGAGUUCUCCCCGGAAGAUCCAUCCUAUGGGGCCUCACCAUGAGAGGCCUGUUGAAGAGCUCAAAGGAUGUGGAGGUGCUCGACCUGUUUUCUCUGAUGAAUCGACUGGGGACUCAGGUGGAUCCCUCGUCUGCAGUUCAUGUGGCGCAGGCCUUGGGCAACCUCGCCGGCGGCGAGGUGGGCGGCUCCUUCCACAGUCUCUGGAUUAGAAACGGCGUCCUGGGCUCGAACACUCGUCUGCUUACUUCCCUCGUCGACAUGUACGGUAAGUCUGGCAUGCUGGCGGAUGCUUGCAAGCUGUUUGAGGAGAUCGACGACAAAGAUAUCGUACUGUGGAGUCUAAUGGUGGCGAGGUUGGCCCAGAACGGGAAAUCUGUCGAGGCUCUUCGGGCUUUCCAGCGGAUGCUGGCCGCCAUGGUGAUGCCGAACGAAGUCACAGUGGCCAGCGCCCUCUUCGCAUGUUCUCAACUGGGGGCCCUUCUUCACGGCGAGAGCCUCCACGGGUUCGCGAUCAGGAACGGGAUCAGACUAGAUUUGGUGAUGUCUACCGCUCUCCUCGACAUGUAUGCCAAAUGCGGGUCUAUUUGGUCGUCCCGCAAAGUGUUCGAUGGAAUGCCCGUGAGGAACGUCUUCUCUUGGAGCGCGAUCAUCGGAGGAUUCGGUCUGCAGGGGUUGUGCUCAGAGGCUCUCGCCCUCUUCGACCAGAUGAAGGAAGAACAGGUUGAGCCCAACGCCGUAACUUUCGUCUCUAUUCUAUCCGCGUGCAGCCACUCCGGGGAGCUCGAGGAGGGCCGCCGGCGCUUUGAAUCGAUGUCCAGAGAUUUUGGGAUCGCCCCAGAGGACGAGCACUACGCGUGCAUGGUUGAUCUCUUGGGCCGCGCUGGUCUGCUCGACGAGGCGGCAUUGCUGAUCCAGGGAAUGCCGGCGGCUCCCGGCGCCGGCGUUUGGGGAGCUCUUCUUGGCGCUUGCAGGAUCCACCGACGGGUCGGAUUGGCGGAGAAGGCGGCGGGGGAGCUCUUCCUGCUGGAGCCCGAUCAGCCGGGCGCCUACGUGCUGCUCUCCAAUGUCUACGCUGCCGCCGGAAUGAGGGAAAUGGUGGAGAAGACGAGGGCUGAGAUGAAGCGGAAGGGCCUGCGGAAGAUGUCGGGGUUCAGCUCAGUGGAGGUGGGCGAGAAGGUUUACUUGUUUCUCGCGAAGAACCCGGCGGCCUCCAUUGACGCCACCGUCGGAGAGCUCUCGCGCCGCCUGAGCUCGCAGAUGAAGGCGAUGGGGUACGUACCGGACGUCUCCUUCGCUCUCCACGACGGUGGCUAG